AUGGAAGAGAGGACUUCAGGAGGGCCUUGGGAAGGCGAAAGGGAGGUGGCAGAAGGCCUGAGGGUGGCCAAGAGUGGUCGAAGGCGGAAGAGGGGUGGUGGCGAGGUGGAAGAGAGGUGGGGUUGGGUGGAAAAGAUUCCAGAUUUUUUUCUGUCAAUUGAGCAUUAUCUUGGUUCUUUUAUGUUCCCUUUAUUAGAGGAAACACGUGCUGCAUUAUGUGCAAGCAUGGAGGUAAUUUCAGAGGCCCCAGUAGGAGAAGUAACCUCCCUUGCAGAGUCUAAGCCUUAUGGUUCACUCUUAUAUCAGAUCAAUGUUGACUCUUGGAAGAACAAGUUGAGAUUAGGUGGCAAGGAAGAAUACAGAGCUAAGGCUGGGGAUAUUUUUGUUUUUUCAGAUAUAAUACCUGAAACUGUUUCUGAUUUACAAUGUUAUGGGAGAUCUUGGACUUUUGCUGCAGUAAUUUAUGCUACUGACUAUGAACAAUCAGAAGAGGGCUCAGGUGUUUCUUUACAAGUCAAGGCUUCUAGUGCUAUCGAAGUCAAAGAUGGGAUGCAGAAUUCACUUUUUGCAAUUUUUCUGGUAAAUUUAACAACAAAUGACCGAAUAUGGGCUGCUUUGAAAGGGAUAGGAAACUUGAAGAUUAUGGAGAAUAUUCUUGGUGACAAUCUUAAGGCUGAGAAAUUCUGCAAUAUCUGUUCUCUUUGGGAUGAAAGAUUUGUGAAGGGCAUAUUACCCGAGUUGAGUGAGUCCCAAACCGACGCCGUACUACACUCUAUUUUGGCAAUGCAGUGCAAUCACGAGUAUUUUGUUAAGCUUAUCUGGGGUCCACCAGGAACAGGAAAAACAAAAACGGUCAGUUCAUUGCUUUGGAGUGCCUUAAGAAUGAAGUGCAGAACUCUGGCAUGUGCUCCAACAAACAUUGCAGUUAAGCAGGUGGCCUCACGUGUCCUUAUGCUGGUUAGAAGUUUCAGGCAAGCUGAAUAUGGAAUGAAUAGCACAUGUUGUUCAUUGGGGGAUGUGCUGUUGUUUGGAAGUGAGGAUCGGUUGAAAGUGGGUGAUGAUCUUGAGGAAAUAUUUAUCAAUUAUCGGGUGGAUAGGUUUGUGGAAUGCUUUGGAAGACUAACUGGGUGGAAGCAUCGCUUUACAUCCAUGAUAGAUUUUCUUGAAAAUUGUGUUCCACAGUACAAUAUUUACUUAGAAAAUAAACUAAGCCAGGUUCAUGAAGCUUGUGAGGAGAACAAAACUAGCAAAGAUGGUCUGUCAUUUCUUGAUUUCACACGGAAAUGGUUUAAGGAAGUUGCACAACCAGUACGAGAAUGUGUCAGGGUAUUAUCCACCCAUCUGCCCAAACAUCUUAUCUUGGCACAGAUUUUCCAAUGCACAAUUUCUUUGCUUUAUUUGCUGGAGUCCUUUGAAAUUAUGUUGUUUCAAGAUGAUGUGGUUGAGAAAGAGCUUGAAGAACUCUUUUUACAUUCAGAAGAAGUUGGAAUUGCAAUGCCUCCUUUGGUUAAACUUGAGCCUCAAUGUAUUAAUUGUUCCAAAUCAGACAUUUUGUUGAAGAUCAGAAACACUCUAAGAUCUCUUCAUGAUUCUGUCAUGAAUCUUGAUCUGCCCCAAUCUAUGAACAAAGGUUCAAUAAGAAAACUAUGUUUUCAGUCUGCUUCUUUAAUUUUCUGCACAGCAUCAAGUUCAUAUAAGUUGCAUUCUUUAGAAAUGGAGCCUCUGAAUUUACUAGUUAUUGAUGAAGCUGCUCAGUUGAAGGAAUGUGAAUCAGUAAUACCUUUACAACUCCCAGGCAUACGACAUGCUAUUCUCAUUGGUGAUGAGUGUCAGCUUCCUGCAAUGGUUGAAAGCAAGGUAUCUAGUGAAGCUGGUUUUGGAAGGAGUCUGUUUGAGAGAUUGAGUGUACUCGAGCAUCCAAAGCACCUUCUUAAUAUGCAGUAUAGGAUGCAUCCUGAAGUCAGUAUUUUUCCAAACGCAAGGUUCUACUGCAACCAGAUCUUGGAUGCACCAAGUGUUCAGGAUAAAAGUUAUGAGAAACACUAUCUUCCUGGACCUAUGUAUGGCCCUUACUCAUUCAUAAAUAUCCGUGAUGGAAGAGAGAUAUUAGAUGAUGUUGGACGUAGUCGAAAAAAUCUGGUUGAGGUAGCUGUUGUUGUAAAAGUAUUGCGUAAUCUUUAUAAAGGUAUGUUCUGGUUGUAGGAUUUUUGGUAGAGCUGUGAAUGGAGUGAUUUCAAAG
Molecule: messenger RNA, 2239 nt
Organism: Telopea speciosissima
Lineage: Eukaryota; Viridiplantae; Streptophyta; Magnoliopsida; Proteales; Proteaceae
Exons: 4
Coding region: 1-2202 (733 amino acids)
Molecular function (GO): helicase activity
Source: RefSeq, a predicted model, not a curated record